Messenger RNA from Vanderwaltozyma polyspora DSM 70294, 3870 nucleotides. RefSeq lists its product as uncharacterized. Lineage: Eukaryota; Fungi; Ascomycota; Saccharomycetes; Saccharomycetales; Saccharomycetaceae. The transcript has a single exon. Gene Ontology annotation, cellular component: nucleus. Bases 1 to 3870 code for a protein of 1289 amino acids. Gene Ontology annotation, biological process: DNA-templated transcription; regulation of transcription by RNA polymerase II. The record is from RefSeq and is a predicted model, not a curated record. Gene Ontology annotation, molecular function: zinc ion binding; DNA-binding transcription activator activity, RNA polymerase II-specific; RNA polymerase II cis-regulatory region sequence-specific DNA binding.
AUGGAUAUUAUAAAGACGAAAUCUAAUGAUUCUGCUUCUAAUAAGGUCAAAAGGAAACGUAAUAGGAUUCCUUUGAGUUGUACAAUUUGUCGAAAGAGGAAGGUUAAAUGUGAUAAGACCCGUCCCCAUUGCAAUCAGUGUACGAAGACAGGUGUUGCACAUUUAUGCCAUUACAUGGAACAAUCAUGGGCUGAAGAGGCAGAAAAGGAAUUGUCAAAGGAGGCAGAAUUGAAACAAUUGAAGGAACGUGUGAAGUCUUUGAAAGACAUGUUAGCAGAUUUACAAUCCAAGAAUAUUUAUAGAAAUGGUAAUACUUCUGAAAAUUCUACUUCCGGUUCACCUUCUUUAACCGACUUACCAAUGAAAAUAAAGACUGAAAUCAAUAAUAUCUUGCCUAUUGAGGCUAUUGAAAGGACAAGUUUGACGUUUGGUUAUGAUACGAAAAAUAAGUAUGAUAACGAUGAACUUGAUUUAACAAGAAAUUUCGAUAUGUUACAUUUGAAAAAUAAUGGUACAAUUCAUUUAGGGGCAACCCAUUGGCUAGCUAUUAUGAAAGGUGAUCCAUAUUUAAAGUUACUGUGGAGACAUAUAUUCACAAUGAGGGAAAAAUUAAAUGAAUGGUAUUCUAAAAAGAAAGAUUUCUCAAAAGAGCAAAUUAGUAGUGGCCAAUGUCCAAUUAAUCAUGGUUCGGCUAUCAAAAAUGAUUCAAAACUAAAAAUUGAACAAGCAAAAAUAAAUUCAAAGUUAAAUUUAGCCACUAGAAAAUUACUUCCAACUCAACCAGAUUUCCAUGCUGCUCAAAAAAAUAGAUAUUCUACUAAUAAAUGCCCAAUAGAUUAUGCAGCUUUAACACCCCCUGGAUACCAAGGAAUUCUACCAAAGGGAAUGCCAAAUAUUAAAAAAUGCCCCAUAGAUCAUUCGCAGUUUAAGAAAGGUAGCCCAGAUAAUGUUAUGCCAUCAAGAAAAUUAGAUGAAAAAAUAAUUGUAAAUAAAAGUAUCAAACCAAAAUCAGAGAAUGAUUCAUCUCUCCCAACGUUUAAUAGAUUGAAGUCUAAAUGUCCAGUUGAUCACAAUAGUUUUAUACAAAAAGAUAAGACACCUCCUGCUACAAUGGUGAGCGAUAUACCAUUAACACAAAGAGAUGUAAUGGAUAGAUUAUCAAUAUUGCUUCCUCCUGAAGAUAUAAUUCUUUUAUAUUUAGAUUUGUUUUUUGAUUGCAUGUAUCCUACAAUUCCUAUUUUGGAUGAGCAGAAUUUUAGAGCCCAGAUUGGUAGAAUUUUCUACAAUAUGCCAUCCGUAUCUCCCGAGUUAACAGAAUCAACUCGUUAUGGAACCAAAGUUAAACUUAGGUUUAGCAAAAGUGCAGAUUAUUGCAAUACAGGUAUACUCCUCAUCAUUUUAAGACUAGCAUGGCUUUCCUUGCCAUCCAAUUCAUGUAAAACAACGUUGGGCCAAGGAACAGGUUUAUCUCUUUCAUCACCAGUUAACACAUCAAGUGCUAAUAGAAUGAGAAUAAAUUCAAUUCUAAGUAAAUAUGAACCUUCUGUUGAAGCAAUUGAGUUAGUAAAGAAGCAUUUAAUUAAAUUCGAUGAACUCUCAAGCACAUCUAACAGUAAUGUUAGUUUAACGACAAUACAGUUUGCAAUAUUUUUCAAAUUAUAUUUGAUGUGCUGUGGAGAUCUUCCUGAAGUGAACUUAACUUCAUCCCCAAGCUUAGGAGCUGGUCAAGAUAAUGAAUCACAUCAGGUUUUAUUAUCCAGUAUUAUACAAAUGGCAUUCAGUUGCGGUCUACAUCGAGACCCCGAUAACUUCCCACAGUUAAAUACAUUUUCGAAUAGUGAUGACACAAAUGCCAUUUCAGCUGUAACAAAACAUAACUCAAAGCUAUUGAAGAAUGCACAAAAUUCGUCUGAAAGAUUUAAACAUGCCUGGAGAAAAACGUGGUACCAUAUUAUUUCUCUAGACGUACAGCAAUCAUUGUCACUUGGAACUCCCAGGAUUUUAAGGAAUUUAAAAGAUAUAAGUGAUACGAAGCUUCCAUCAUCAUCAAAGAUCGAUUACGUAAGUGAUAUUAAAGAGUUAAUUGUUGUAAAGAACUAUACACUAUUUUUCCAAAUAGAUCUUUGUAUAAUAGCAACAUUGAAUCAUAUUUUGAAUAUAUCUAUUGCGAAGAAUGUUCGGAAAUUUGAACUCGAUUUAUUGAUAUCCUCACUUCAAGGUUUAACUUAUGGAACCAGAAAUAUAUGUGAAGUAAUAAAUGAGCUAAUGAAAAAUGGAUUACUCUCUUCUGUUGAAGGGAAAGUUGAUCAACUAUCGGAUGAAAUUUAUACACUACCUUCGAUUGAUGAAAUCAUAUCUUUGAAUAAUUCAUCAAGUUCUGAAUCUGAACAGCAUAAAAGGAUCGAAUCUGGUCCAGAAUUUUCUUCAAAUGCACUUUUCCUUUCUAAACAUAUGACAAUUCGUAUGCUUUUAUAUCUUUUAAAUUAUAUUUUGUUUACUCAUUAUGAGCCUAUGGGUAAUGAGGAUCCUGGUACAAUUGUAUUGGCUAAGCAGUACGCCCAAGAAACACUUAAUUAUGCAAUGGAAGGAUAUAGAUAUUGUAUGCUGUUUUUUAAUACUGUAUCCUCAUCGAACAAGAACCAUUCUAUUUUUAAUAACAUGGACGUAAUUCUAGCUCCUUUGUUUUUGGAUAUCGGAAACAGGGCAAUACAAUUCAUUGUUUGUUUAAUCUUGAGAGCAAAGUGUGGUCCACUUACUGGUAUGGGGGAUACCACUAUUUUAGCAAAUAAUAAUACAAGCAAUUCGGAGAAUGAAUCUACUUCCUCUAUGGAUGAAGAGCACAAUUCUAAGACGAACGUAAGUAAUAAUAUUAAUGACAAAAUUGACAUUAAUGUUGGAGAUAGGUUAGCUGACAUGUUAACGGAUAGAAUGAUUUUAUUUAAUAAUUUAACUAAGGAAAUUUCUGGCAAAUUCCAAUAUGCAUCGAGGUUAACCAAAUCUACAGGAUUUUUUAUUUCACUGUUAAGCAAUCAAAAACCUGACUUAUCCAAGACGGACUUAAACUAUCGUGCAAACAAUAUUCCCACAAAAGCAGGCAUGUCAGGAUUUUUCAAAAAUAUGCCUUCUCUAAUAUUAUCUGGUGACAAAGAUAGUCUAAAGAGAUGUCCAGUAUAUCAAGAUGCACUUGGAUUUGUUAAUUUUAAACCUGGGUCUUUAAACAAUACCAUAUCUCCGUUACAACAAGAUCAGAAGCAAUUAAGUAUGGGUACUAAAUUACCUCCAAUCGUUGCUUAUAAACCUGUAACAUUUAGCAGGGAAACCACUCCAGUAAAUUCAUCUCCCGUCGAGUCUGAUCAUAAAAGAAGAAAGAUAUCUGUCGAACCUACUGUAGUUAACGAUUCAAAUGAAACAAUUGAUGGACCUCUUACUGUCGAUGCUACUUCUGAUGACAGAAAUAUAAAGGGGAAUCUGAAUAUGGAACCUUUACCUCCUUUGGAUAGCAUCGCUGGUGAUUUUUCAAUUUUACAAUCUGUAAACAGUACUGCUGCCAAUACCAAUGACGAUUCCAAUGGGGAAUUAAUUUUAGGUGGAGGCCUAGAUGCUAUUAACAAUCAGUUGUCAAGUGGUUUUGAAAAUAUUAUGGAUAGUAAUAUACAAAUAUCAAACCAAUUUGAAGAUUUUUUGCUGCAAAACUCAAAUUUCAAUGGUAUGAGAAUUAAUCCAAGUAGUAUUGUUGAGGCUGUUGGAAUGAAUUUAGAAAAUACAGAAAACAAUGGUGAAAUUGAUCCUGAUGACUUUUUGCCAAUUGAUAAUAUGGUUAUCGAAGGCUUGCCUGACUUUUUAGGAUCUGGCUUUACAUUAUGGGAAUAA